Plasmopara halstedii is the source of this 156-nucleotide messenger RNA. RefSeq lists its product as uncharacterized. Bases 1 to 156 code for a protein of 51 amino acids. NCBI's taxonomy places the organism in Eukaryota, Oomycota, Peronosporomycetes, Peronosporales, Peronosporaceae. The record is from RefSeq and is a predicted model, not a curated record. The transcript has 2 exons.
AUGGUGUGCACAAAGGCGGGAGGAGUCAGCACCGAUUGUGGCUCAAGAGAAUUGUUUGUGAGAAAUGGCUUCUUUCAGCAAAUCGGAACUAGUGAAGAUAUAGCCAACGGUAACAAAACAAAGUUUCUCGCUAGCAUAGAUAUCCGAUGGCCAUGA